CUGACAUUCUGACAACAAUCCCUAAUAUUUUAUCAAAAUGCCAGUUUCAUAAUAAUAACCAUAAUGUUAACCAUUUUCAGAUAUUCAUUCAUCAUCAAUUCACCUGCAUUAUUAUUUAUCUCAUAGCAUCAAUUUUCAUUAAACAAGGAUAUGUCGAAAAAACUGUCUAAAUUUGCAAUUCUCGUGAAAGGAGGAUACAUUCUUGAUGAAGAGGACAAACAAGAACGUGUCCAAAAUUGGUUGGAUAGGAAGAGGAUACAAACGGAAGAAGCAAUGUUAAAAGAAAGAAAGCGGAAAAGUCGACAAGAAGAACAAACCAAACGUUUCAUUGAAGAAGGUGUUAAGCAGGGCUACGUUCUAGAUCGUACAAGAAAAGCAGAACGACUGAAAAACUAUUUUGAAAUGAAAGAACAGCAAGCGAGGGAGAGUUUUUUAAAUGAACAUUCUAAUAAAGAUCGUGAGUUAGAACAAAGAAAUAUAAAGAAACACGAAAAACUCGAAAAGCUGAGGCAAAAGAGGGCUGAACGAUUUGAAUUUAUAAAAAAUACCGUAGGCACCAUUAAUAAAGACAGCAAAGCAGGUAGUAGUAAGGACGAUGAACGGUUAGAAUUUACAGAAAAUGCAGAAGGAAGCACUAAAACAGCUAGCGAAUCAGGUAGCCGUAAAAAUGAUGAACAAUUAGAAUUUGCAAAAAAGCCUGUAAGCAAAGCUAAAAGAGACAGUGAAGCAGGUACUAAUAGAGGUGUUGAACGGUUAGAAGUUAUAAAAGAAACCGUAAACAGAACUAAAAGAGUAAGUGUACCAGGCAGCCCUAAAGAUGAUGAACGAUUACAAUCAAUGAACAAAAAUGUAGGCAGAGAUCCAAGAGACAGCUUAGCAGGUAGUAGUAAAGGUGGUGGACGGAUAGAAUUUAAAACAAAGACUGUAGUCAAAACUAAAAGAGGUAGCGAAGUAGGUAGAAGUAAAGGUAAUGAACGAUCAGAAGUUUUAAAAAAGACAGUAGGCCCUAAGAGAGGUAGCAAACCACGUACCAGUAAAGGUUAAGACUUAAAUAAAUGGUAUGUGCAAAUUUUACAAACAGAAACUACAUUAUAUACAUUAACCUUAUUUUCAUUCAAUAUAUCAUUUUAUCAUAAA
Messenger RNA from Psylliodes chrysocephalus, 1137 nucleotides. Lineage: Eukaryota; Metazoa; Arthropoda; Insecta; Coleoptera; Chrysomelidae. The record is from the annotation of a GenBank genome assembly.